CGCGUCAACAGACGCAGUGAGCAGACGCACUCUCACAUCUGCAGCGUUGUCCAUGGCGCCUUCUCGAUCCACCUUCACCACAACUGCUAGCUUCAACAUGUCGCUUCCCACCAACGACAACGGAGCCCAGCACAUACCUACCUCAACAGAUACCAACAUGACAUCUUCAGCUUCUGACAGCAAUGGCGCUGGCCAGAGCGAGCGAUACGAACCCACAUUCGUCUGUCUGCCACCUGAGCUCAAGAGGAUGAUCGUGCACAGUUCGGACGAUAGCUCUCUACCCAACUUGCGCCUCACAUGCAAGGAGCUCAAUGAGAUCGCCAGCAAGCCUUUUGGGGAGAGAUGUCUUGCUGAACGUCGCUUCAUGUUUACAAAGUACAGCAUGCAGGGGCUCUUGGAGCUUACCGCCCAUCCUAUCUUUG
This is a messenger RNA of Aureobasidium pullulans EXF-150, 422 nucleotides long. RefSeq lists its product as uncharacterized. The transcript has 2 exons. The record is from RefSeq and is a predicted model, not a curated record. NCBI's taxonomy places the organism in Eukaryota, Fungi, Ascomycota, Dothideomycetes, Dothideales, Saccotheciaceae. The annotation marks the transcript as partial. Gene Ontology annotation, molecular function: protein binding.